AGACUUCAGUUUGCUCAAACGUGCUCGCACGGAUAGAAAGUUGCCAAAUCGGGUGCAACACGCCGUCCUUACGUGGCCUUUAACCUCUUCCUAUUUCUCCUUUCUUUCUUUUAUAUCAUUUAUUUCGUACGAACUCCUUCGUAUUUCUUUCGUUUUUUUUUUAUUCGACGAUCAAAAUCCUCGAUAAUCGACCGUCGGCAAAGUUGGUCUUAGGGUGUAGUAGCAAAAAUAUCUUGAACUAUCAGAACUGAUUCGCGCGUCAAGCAUAACGGCCCAACGGAUUCCAAGAGUGACACGUUACUCAAAAACAUGGCACAGAUAAUACGAACGAUUUACGAUGGUUAUCGGGACUUGAUGGACAAUAAGAGCGACCCAAGGGUCAAAGAUUGGGCGAUGAUGAGCGAUCCCUUUCCUACGCUCUUCGUUUGUUUAUUUUACGCUUACUUCGUCAAGGUACUCGGGCCAAGGAUUAUGGAAAAUCGCAAGCCUUUCGACCUUAGAAACUUCAUGAUACUUUAUAAUCUCUUCCAAGUGAUCUUUUCCUCUUGGUUGUUUUACGAGUGUUUGGCGUCCGGCUGGUGGGGAGUCUACUCGUUCAGAUGCCAACCGAUAGAUUACUCGGACGAUCCAAUGGCAAUGAGAAUGGCUCGUGGCUGUUGGUGGUACUACUUUUCCAAGUUCAUCGAGUUCAUGGACACGAUCUUCUUUGUUCUGCGAAAGAAAAAUAACCACAUUUCAACGUUGCACGUGAUUCACCACGGAUGCAUGCCAAUGUCGGUCUGGUUCGGCGUCAAGUUCACACCAGGCGGUCACAGUUCCUUCUUCGGCUUCUUAAACACGUUCGUACACAUUAUUAUGUACUCUUAUUAUCUCCUCGCUGCUCUCGGACCAAAGAUCCAACCGUACCUAUGGUGGAAAAAAUAUUUGACGAGCCUGCAAAUGAUUCAAUUUGUUCUCGUCAUGAUUCACGCCUUCCAAUUGCUCUUCAUCGAUUGCAAUUACCCGAAAGCUUUCGUAUGGUGGAUCGGCAUGCACGCGAUCAUGUUUUACUUCUUGUUCCGUGACUUUUACGUCGGGACUUACAAGAAGAAGAAAAACGUGAUAAGGAAAAGGCAAGAGGAAAGUGGGAAAGAGGAAGAAGAAGAAGAAGAAGAAGAAGAGGCGAGAAGGAAGAAAGAAGAAAAGUACGAACGCGAAAAUCGUCUUAAGGAGAACGAUCUUAUUUAUGCGAAUCAAUACAGAAUGGCGACCGGGUACAUUUCGGACGAGGGCCUAAGAAAUCGCGUUUUUAUCGACAACCGAGGAUUGUCCGACGAAUGAGAACGCGAUAAGGAUCAACUAUUAUAAUCGAGACUCGCGUCGACGCGGAAUCCUUUUCGAAACGGCAGCGCAAAUAUUAGACUUUCUUCAUCGCGGUGCGUGUGUGCGUGCAUCCCAACGGAUAAGAGAGAGAGAGAGAGAGAGAGAGAGAUGCGCUGUCCCCUCACGAAGGGCCGACGGGAACAGCGCAUUUCCAUAAAAGACUAUAUUUCCUCCCCCGAAUAUCCCCGAAACAUCGAGGGAAAUUGAAAAGCUCGAAAGAGAUAUCGUAGAGUUCUUUCUUUUUUCAUUUUUCGAACCAAAACGAUGUUCGGCUCGAUACAUUCAUCUGUGAUAAUAAUCAUUGCCUCGUGCUAAUCCAUACUUUUUCAUAUCGGAUCUGAUGCGACGCAAUGAGGUGACGCACGGCAAUCGGCAUGUGUUACAAUGGAGGAAAGAAGAAGAAGUAAAGAAAAAUAAAAAGAAUAAAGGGGAUAAAAUAAAAUGAAUGUCGAGAAAUA
Molecule: messenger RNA, 1820 nt
Organism: Vespa velutina
Lineage: Eukaryota; Metazoa; Arthropoda; Insecta; Hymenoptera; Vespidae
Product: elongation of very long chain fatty acids protein AAEL008004-like
Exons: 4
Coding region: 310-1320 (336 amino acids)
Biological process (GO): very long-chain fatty acid biosynthetic process; sphingolipid biosynthetic process; fatty acid elongation, polyunsaturated fatty acid
Cellular component (GO): endoplasmic reticulum membrane
Molecular function (GO): fatty acid elongase activity
Source: RefSeq, a predicted model, not a curated record